Daucus carota subsp. sativus is the source of this 1908-nucleotide messenger RNA. RefSeq names its product 3beta-hydroxysteroid-dehydrogenase/decarboxylase. The transcript has 12 exons. Bases 1 to 1686 code for a protein of 561 amino acids. Lineage: Eukaryota; Viridiplantae; Streptophyta; Magnoliopsida; Apiales; Apiaceae. The record is from RefSeq and is a predicted model, not a curated record. Gene Ontology annotation, biological process: steroid biosynthetic process. Gene Ontology annotation, molecular function: 3-beta-hydroxy-Delta5-steroid dehydrogenase (NAD+) activity.
AUGUCUGCGCCAGAGAGAUGGUGUGUAGUGAUAGGGGGGAGGGGGUUUGCUGCGCGGCAUUUGGUGGAAAUGCUCAUCCGUUAUGAUAUGUAUUCAGUUCGUAUUGCGGAUUUGGCACCUUCUAUCAAGCUAGAUCCCUACGAGGAGAAGGGAAUCCUUGCUGAUGCUCUUCAUAGAGGACGUGUUCAGUAUGUAUCUACUGAUCUUUGUGACAAAGCCCAAGUAUUGGAAGUUUGCCACGGAGCUGAGGUUGUUUUCCACAUGGCCGCUGCAGAUUCAUCCAUUGAUAACUACCAGCUCCAUCAGCCAGUGAAUGUGCAAGGCACUGUGAAUAUAAUUGAGGCUUGUGUGGAGCAUAAAGUCAAAAGAUUAAUUUACACUAGCUCUCCUAGUGUGGUGUUUGAUGGAGUAAACGGAAUUUAUAAUGGUGAUGAAUCACUUCCCUAUCCUACUAAGCACAAUGAUUCAUAUUCUGCAACUAAAGCUGAUGGAGAGGCACUAAUCCUCAAAUCCAAUGGUGUUAAUGGGCUUCUUACAUGCUGCAUUCGUCCUAGCAGCAUUUUUGGUCCUGGCGACAAAUUACUUGUUCCAGCUAUUGUUAAUGCUGCAAGGGCGGGAAAGGCCAGGUUCAUCAUUGGCGAUGGUAAGAACAUGUAUGAUUUUACCUAUGUUGAAAAUGUCGCACACGCUCAUAUAUGUGCUGAAAGAGCUCUAGCAUCUGGGGAUAAGGAUGCAGAGAGAGCUUCAGGCCAGGCAUACUUUAUUACCAAUAUGGAGCCGAUCAAGUUUUGGGAUUUUGUCUCUCUUAUUCUUACUGGUCUUGGCUAUAAAAGGCCACGCUAUAGAAUUCCUGUCCGCAUUCUGAUGCCAUUUGCGCAUAUGAUGGCGGGAGUAUAUACUGCUUUUGCCCAGUAUGGGAUGAAGGCUCCUCAUUUUACACCUUCAAGAGUGAGACUCCUCUCUUGUAAUCGGACAUAUAAUUGCGCAAAAGCAGCUGACAGACUUGGCUACACACCAGUCGUUCCACUUGAGGAAGGUAUCAACAGGACAAUAAACUCAUUCUCGCACCUGAAGGCUGAAUUGCAUCGAAAAGAAGGUCCAUCUAAAGCUUCAGUAUAUCUUGGAAGAGGAAGGGUUGCUGACAUACUUCUUUGGAAGAAUAAAAAGCAAACGCUUGCCACAUUGUUGGCGCUGUUUGUCUUUUACCUAAAUUUCAUAGCACCGCGCUAUACCAUAAUCACUGCAGUUUGCAAAAUACUAUCAUGGGCAGCAAUCUUCCUGUUCAUCCAUGGAAGAAUACCGAAGAAACUAUCAAAAUAUACAGUUGAGAAAAUUCCCGAGUCCAAUUUCCAUUUGUCAGACGAUUGGCCACAUAGAGCUGCUUCAGCAAUGGCUUCAUACUGGAAUUCGGGAGUUAAUAAUUUAAAAUCCCUUUGCUGUGGAAAUGAUUGGAGCCUGUGUCUGAAGAUGGUAAUCUAUCUAUUAGUUCUGCGCUUCCUUGCAUCCACAUCACCGCUCAGUCUGUUCGGAAAAGCACUUCCUUUUGCGUUUGUUGCAUUCUUUCUGUACGAAUUAUAUGAAGAAGAAAUCGAUAGUUUGUUCGUACACUGCUUCUCUUUUGUGUACAUGGUAAAGCCGGACAAUUUGCAGAAGCUGAGUCCGAUCAAAGUUGGCAAAAGUGAGUAAUCGAUAGCUGCGGAAUCUACUAUUCAAUGACAAGGACAUGUAUUCUGCAGAUCAAGCUAGUUUAUGUAGAGGACUGCCAGUAUAAUAUAGCUGUGUAUAUAAUCUUAGAACAUAGACCAUUGUUUCUGUAUACUCUCCUCCAAUUCUUGCAUGUUAGAGUUCUUGUCAAACAUGGUGACAUGCAAUGGCCUUUGUCUUAAAGUUGUAUUUUUUUAAAACUUU